Anastrepha obliqua is the source of this 1596-nucleotide messenger RNA. RefSeq lists its product as uncharacterized. The record is from RefSeq and is a predicted model, not a curated record. Gene Ontology annotation, molecular function: RNA binding. The transcript has 3 exons. Bases 125 to 1036 code for a protein of 303 amino acids. Lineage: Eukaryota; Metazoa; Arthropoda; Insecta; Diptera; Tephritidae.
CAACUGAGAUUCGCGAAUAAAAGCUUAAGCGGGCAAUACGUCGCGUCAAAUACAUACGCCGCGUCAAUUCCUGGGAACCCACGCUAGGUUUAUGUAUUUGUAGUGUAAAAGUGUAGUGUUCAAAAUGGAAUUAUAUUUUAAAGAACAGCCACAACAGUCAAAUGCAUUACCACGCCAACAGCACCAAUCUUUAAUUCAGUACUCGCGUUCACCUUUUGAAUUCCCUUCCACGCAUUACGAAUCUUAUCAGGAAAAUGGAACUAAAUAUCUUAAAAGUUUGAGAUCUAUACAUGAGUCUCUGCAAAUACAACUAAACGCAUGCGCAGGAGAAAUUUUUCUUAGUGGCAUACCGCCGGAGAUUAGGGCUGAAUCUAUCGCGGAAAUCGCUGCUCUUCUUGGUGAGCUUUAUAUACUGAGGUAUAAGGUGAAUUUUUCAGGAGACUCUCGAGGCUUCGCUUAUCUUCAAUAUUUAAAUCCAACACUCAUGAAGACGGCUAUUAUUCGCUUACCGGAACUUUUUCGACAAAAUUCACUACCUAUGAUUCGGGUUCGGCAGUCUCGUAACUCUUCAAAACUUUUACUUAAAAAAACGUAUCGUAUGUCACCGGAAAGCGUUUAUGAAAAGCUACGCAACCUGAUUACUUUUGAUAAGUUAAUUGGACGCGAAAUCUUCCCGGGCUGUUUUGAAUAUCAGAUAAUUUUUAAAUGCAAUGAGGAAGCGGUACAUGCCCGACGUGAGCUUUUACGCACUAUCUCAAAAUUUGGUAGAAAUGCUAUAGUCGUGUGGGAUACUAGCAAUGAGGAAACGGGCUUAGCAACUCCAAGUGCUUUACGCCAUGAGAGCAUAAAUUCAAGCAACGAUAGUGCUACUACCCCGUUAGCUGGGGACGCUUGUAGUACAAGACAGUCUAACUAUUCGCUCGCUCUGGCCCCACUAAUUCCUUCGACGCUGACUCCAGUUGAUUUUAAUACGGAUGAUAAAAGUCGGCUAAAUGCUCGAGUGGCACAUUUUAAGAGCCAAUGUCAAUUUCGUUAAAGUAGUUUCAAUUAAGAUAAAUACUUAUACGUAAAAGUAAACGAAUUAAUUUCUGUCAAAUUUCCAUAUUGUGCAAUUAUGAAGAACUUUGGUGAAUUUGCUACUUUUGUGUUUUUUAGAAUAGAACUUUUUUUUGUAUUAAAUUCUGAUUAAACUCCCAUUGAUUUCUUUAAAAUAAAAUACGAAAGAUUUGUCGUUGGCAUGUUACACUUAUUGUAAAUCUUGAAUUAUUCAUGUUUCAAUUAUAUGAAUGUAUUUAAUUAAUAACCCUUUAAUCUGCGAACUAUAGAUUGUUUUUUACGUUAAGUUUGAUCUGUAUAAAUUAUGUAAAUGGAUGUGAAAUGAUUUGUACCGAAGUUUGAAUACAUGUACAAGCGUUCAUAAUUAUUAAUAAAAUCAGGCCUACAAAUAAUAUUAUUUUGAAUGAUACGAGAACGUCGUGGGAAAAAUGUAUUCCCAUUCUACUAAGAGAAGUUCAUUAAAAACCUUUCCCUAAAUUCAUGUUGGUGGUAAGGAAGUACAUGCAAGGAAAUAGGCGGAUCUCUGAGCUUCAAGCCAGU